This is a messenger RNA of Hydatigera taeniaeformis, 1566 nucleotides long. Lineage: Eukaryota; Metazoa; Platyhelminthes; Cestoda; Cyclophyllidea; Taeniidae. The record is from the annotation of a GenBank genome assembly.
AUGUAUACCCGUGUUACAGGACCGAAUUUUACGCACUGUUUAAAAAAAGAGGUCAUAACCGUCGGUAGGAGAAGCCAAUUGCCUACCGAUAUAUGUCUUGGUGAUUCUGUAUGUAUUUCUCGGAAGCAUCUCGAGCUUCACACGAUAAAUGGAGCGCUUUUUCUUCGGAUUCUAGGAAAGAAUGGUAUUUUCAUUGAUGAAGAGUUUCAAAUGUUCAGUGAGGAUCUCAUUCCAUUACCCAACUGUUGCCGUCUUAGGUUUCCAAGCACGCCGAUUACACUUGUAGUCGAAAUUCUGGAUUCGAGUUCAAGUUUGAGACACCCAAAGAAGCGCACUAUAUGGAGGUAUUCUGCUGAGCUCGCUGGUCUAACUGGAUAUGGCUCGGAUAUCCCAGAUUUUCCGGAUGAAAAACGACAGAAAUUGACACCGUCUCUUAAGGAAGAUGAGGAUGCAACCCAUCUAGAUAGGAAACAGAACCCUCAGACCUUCAACGCCUUAAUCACCGACUCCGCCACCAAUGCAAUACCCUCUUCCCGGUGCAAAUCAGACUCCACUGAACCCUUUUCGACACCGGAGCCCUGUUCCCCACCUGAACUCCUGCUUCCGAACUCGAAUCAAACCAAGUCCCGACGCCAAGAUGCCGCUGCUACCGCUGUCACCGUGGUCGCCAGCGCCACCACCACCACCGCCACCACUACGACAGCUGAACAGCCAACCUCUCUUCGUUUCCCUAAUCUUCUUGCGGCCUACUCUCGAAGUCCUCUGAAGGUUUCCACUACCUGCAGUCAGACAUCCAACGGAACAGACAGCUCAAACACCCAUCCGGCACCUUCCGAUCGGUCAGCAUUCCCUGAUCGAUGCUUAUCCCAUUCACCUGGGGACGGUGGAUCGCCCUUCCUCUCGACAACGGCGCACGAAGAAGUGGCUUCCAAUUUGGAGGCUUCCACUGAGAUGGUGGAACAUGGCACAGUGUACGAGAAGCCACCCUACUCCUACGCACAACUUAUUGUCCAAGCCAUCGUUUCAGCGCCCAAUCGACGACUGACCCUAUCAGACAUCUACAAUUACAUUUCCACUCAGUUUCCCUACUACAAACCCAGUCAGAAGGGUUGGCAGAACUCGAUUCGUCACAAUCUCUCAUUGAAUCGCUACUUCAUCCGCAUCCCUCGAGGGCAAGAGGAGCCAGGCAAGGGAGCAUUUUGGCGACUGGAUCCGGAGUCUGAGGCGCACCUUGUGGUGAAGGCCUUUCAGAAACGCCGACAGCGUUCCUACGCCGUUCCAGCCUAUGUGGCUAGCAACGCCUCGCCGCAAUGUAAUCCCGGAUCUACUGGCGCUGCCGCUGCUGCCGGAACCACCACUACCGCCACCACCACCACUGCCACCUCCACCAUUUCCAACAUAUCGUCAACUGUUGUGGAGACUCCUUCAGCCCUCCACGCGGAUAGAAACACCUCCUACUCCUCUUCCCUUGGGUACAACCCGCAUCUCUUCAACCUCUCAACAUCUGCGACUUCAAACUCUAAUGUCGAGCCAACGAGUGGAACAAAUUUCCUUCCAAAGGAGUAA